UGAGUCUGAGAGUGUGAGAGUGUGAGUCCGGCUUUUGUAGUUAAAUCUGAACACACCUGGUGCCUCCUGCAUUGGAUUUGUUGGUUAGUGCUAGUUCCAUUGCUUGAGCUAGUGAUAUCCCGCCCUACAGCGUUCUCGUUCCAUUUCCACCCAUUGAACGCCCCAUCCUCAUCCAACCUCAUCAUGGUGUCUUUGAAUCCUGUGCGCGUGUUGAAGCACGAGGCUGACGAGGAGAAGGCCGAAACGGCCCGUCUGUCCUCGUUCGUGGGGGCCAUGGCCAUCGGCGACCUCGUCAAGAGUACCCUGGGGCCCAAGGGCAUGGACAAGAUCCUCUGGGGCAUGGGACGCAACGAAGGCGAAGUCCAGGUUACCAAUGACGGUGCCACCAUCCUCAAGGCCGUUGGCGUGGACAACCCGGCCGCCAAGGUCCUGGUCAACAUGUCCCGCGUCCAAGACGAUGAAGUGGGCGACGGCACCACCUCCGUCACCGUCCUGGCCUCGGAAUUGAUCCGCGAGGCGGAAAAGCUCAUUGACAUGCGCAUUCACCCGCAGACCGUGGUGGCCGGAUGGCGCCUGGCCUCCAAGGUGGCCUUAAACGCAUUGGAAACGGCCGCACUCGAUCACGGUUCGGAUGCCGAAAAGUUCCGCGAGGAUCUCAUGAACAUUGCCCGUACCACGCUCAGCUCCAAGAUCUUGUCCCAACACAAGGACUUCUUCUCGAAGAUGGCCGUGGAUGCCGUGAUGCGCUUGAAAAAGUCCGGCAACUUGGACGCCAUUCAGAUCAUUAAAGUGCCCGGCGGCACCUUGGAGGAGUCCUUUUUAGACGAAGGAUUCCUCUUGGACAAGAAACCCGGUGUGCACCAACCUCAGAAAGUGGAAAAGGCCAAGAUCCUGAUCGCCAACACGCCCAUGGACACGGACAAGAUCAAGGUGUUCGGAUCGCGGGUGCGCGUCGAGAAUGUGGCCAAAGUGGCCGAGAUCGAGGUGGCCGAGAAGGAGAAGAUGAAGGACAAGGUGGACCAGAUCUGUCAGCAUGACAUCAACGUGUUCGUCAACAGACAGCUCAUCUACAACUACCCCGAGCAGCUCUUUGCCGACAAGGGAGUCAUGGCCAUUGAACACGCCGACUUUGACGGCAUUGAACGCCUGGCUCUCGUCACAGGUGGCGAGAUCGUGUCCACCUUCGGCAAUCCAGAACUGGUCAAGGUCGGCAAAUGUGAUCUGAUUGAACAGGUUCACAUUGGAGACCACACGCUGCUGAAGUUCAGUGGAGUGCCUUUGGGCGAGGCCUGCUCGAUCGUUCUUCGCGGAGCCACCGAGCAGAUCAUCAACGAGGCCGAGCGAUCCCUUCACGACGCCCUCUGCGUGCUCACCUCCACCGUCAAAGAGACCCGAACCGUCUUCGGCGGAGGCUGCAGUGAAAUGCUCAUGGCCAAUGCGGUGGAGAAGAAAGCGUCCGAGACGCCGGGAAAGGAGGCACGUGCCAUGGAGGCGUUCGCCACUGCCUUGCGCCAACUGCCCUCGACCAUCGCCGAGAAUGGUGGCUUCGACGCCGCCCAACUCGUCUCCGAGCUCCGAGCCUUGCACACCCAAGGCAAAAUCACUAUGGGACUGGACAUGAACGCGGGCAGUGUGGGGGACAUGGCUCAAUUGGGCAUCACUGAAUCGUUCUCGGUGAAGCGACAAGUGCUGCUUUCGGCCUCGGAAGCCGCGGAGAUGAUCUUGCGCGUGGACGACAUCAUUCGGGCGGCGCCCAGGAAGCGAGUCCAAGACCGCGGUCAUUGCUAGAGAGAUCUGGAAAGAAGGACAUAACAGCCCUUCAACCGCUCCCCAGAGACGCACGCCCGACACGGACACCGCGUGCGGUGGAGGAAACAAAAUGCUCUGAAUUCUUUCUUUUACUGUGUUCUGCUAACCCCAUCACCACCAACCUCUCUUGAAGCUUAGGGGCGUGUUAACUGCCCCGAGUUUUCUAUUUGAUUCAAUUUCUCCUUGAAGAAAUAAAAAAGGCUUGACUAAAA
Molecule: messenger RNA, 2021 nt
Organism: Tigriopus californicus
Lineage: Eukaryota; Metazoa; Arthropoda; Copepoda; Harpacticoida; Harpacticidae
Gene: CCT2
Product: T-complex protein 1 subunit beta-like
Exons: 7
Coding region: 184-1788 (534 amino acids)
Biological process (GO): protein folding
Cellular component (GO): cytosol; chaperonin-containing T-complex
Molecular function (GO): ATP hydrolysis activity; ATP binding; ATP-dependent protein folding chaperone
Source: RefSeq, a predicted model, not a curated record